UGGACUUCUCCUUAAACCAAUCGGUUGCUAGAACAUGAGUGGAGUUUUCCACAAAUUGCACUGCAGUAUUCUUCUAUGGGAAUGAAACCGUAUAGUAAAAUAAUAGAACGCUGCUGACCGAGCGACAGUCAUCGGAAGCCCUGGAUUGUGAGCAUUGGAAAACAUGUUACUGGACCUCGUGAACACAGAUCCGCAUAUUCAAAGUGGAUAGAUGUCACUGCUGCAAUCCAAUUUGAAUAUAAUCAGUGCCAAUCAUCGUUGUUGGAGAAGUGGACCAUCCCUUUUAUUCCACCUGUUGUUCCCCACAUGAGAAAAGAUGGGGAAUAGAUUAUCUGAACCACAGACCUUCCUCUCGAGAAUCCCCUUCUUUCAGUCGUUCCAUAUCGCUAUUUUGGGACUGGACUCUGCAGGUAAAACGACUGUCCUGUACAGGUUGCAGUUCAAUGAGUUUGUCAACACCGUGCCUACCAAAGGCUUCAACACAGAAAAGGUCAAUGUGUCUUUGGGCGGCCACAGGACGGUGACCUUCCAUUUCUGGGACGUGGGUGGUCAAGAGAAGUUGCGUCCAUUGUGGAAGUCCUACACACGCUGUACCGAUGGAAUUGUAUUCGUGGUGGACUCUGUAGAUGCCGAACGCAUGGAGGAGGCUAAAACAGAGCUCCAUAAAAUCGCUAAGACCGGAGACAACCAGGGAGUGCCACUGCUGGUGGUGGCUAACAAGCAAGACCUGAGGCACUCUCUAAGCCUGGCGGAGAUUGAAAAGGCACUAGCGUUGAAGGAACUGGGCCCUGGCACGCCUUGGCACUUGCAGCCCACCUGUGCCAUCAUAGGAGACGGACUGAAAGAUGGCAUGGAGAGACUCCAUGACAUGAUCCUUAAACGGAGAAAGAUGCUCCGCCAACAGACGAGAAAGAGAUGAUCAAGGAGGGAACUGAAUCUCUUGUUUUAAAUGAAGGACAAAAUUAGAUGUUCUCGCACCUGGGUGGAUAUAGGAAUUCUCCCAUAGGCUCGGCACACUGAGUUUUAUCAGUCAAUGUUAAACUGUAGGUUCUCGUGUCUCAGACAGCAAAUUCUCUUGCUUCAUCUUCAGUAUUUGUUCCUUUUUAGUGGUUGAGAAAGCACUAUGAAGGUAAAGGAUUUGUGGUUUAUGAUUUUAUAUAGGAAUUUUAAGUUGUCGUUACAAAGAAGGGUUUUGAUCCUUGGUAGUAGACCAUUAGUAAUGGCUACUUCAGAAUUGAACACCAAAAAUGACAAGUUUGAUGAACAGAAAAAAGAAGUCACUUUUCUUUACAAAGGUUAGUGGAAGGAUAACAAACGUGGUCUUCCUCAAAGGGAACUUUUGAACCUUGUAAGCUACUUUUUAAUGUUGUACCAUUUUGUAUUAUUUUUUUUUACAGUUUUCUUUCUUUCUCAAAAGGAAGGUACGGUCUUGCGCUUCUUGUCUGUCUAGUGUACCUCUGUCUGUUUGUUAAUGCACUUUCGAUUACUUUUUUGAUGAUGGGGUUUACAGCCUUGAGGUUUCCCAAUAGAGCUUUUUACACAAAGAGUUUAGUUGCUUCAAAAGAAGCCAACUGUACUGGGUCCCUAUUGACCACAUGGACAAUAGAUGGGAUUUGUGUUUCAUCUUUUCAUCUUUAAUAAAGCCUCUUUACAGCA
Molecule: messenger RNA, 1656 nt
Organism: Oncorhynchus masou masou (cherry salmon)
Lineage: Eukaryota; Metazoa; Chordata; Actinopteri; Salmoniformes; Salmonidae
Product: ADP-ribosylation factor-like protein 4A
Exons: 2
Coding region: 317-919 (200 amino acids)
Biological process (GO): intracellular protein transport; vesicle-mediated transport
Cellular component (GO): plasma membrane; cytoplasm
Molecular function (GO): GTPase activity; GTP binding
Source: RefSeq, a predicted model, not a curated record